AUGGGCGCCUUUGGUGCACUUAAACGGAGCCUGAGCAGACCGGCCAAGGAGACCAGCACCUCCGAGCAGCUCCAAAAAGACAUGGCGCCAAUUCUGGAGAAGCUGCGAGAUGAGAAAAGUGCUCCGCCUCCUUCUGUGGUCGUCUCAUGGGUCCUGAAAGAGGUGUCUGAGUGCGAUUUGAGCGACAGGUUCGACCGCAACGUCCAGAUGAAGGUGCACGCAGCACGCCUGCUUGGCUGCUGGCGUGAAUACGGAGCUCACUUUGCGAUAUCCUUUGCACAGCGUCUGGUCCAGGCUGUGCAGGAUUUGGGAACGGAAGGCAUGCGCUCGGAGAAAGGACAGCGCUUGGCCUGCUUCUUGGUGAAUCUUCUUGACGGAGAGAAUGGCAGUCCCUUUCACAUCAAGAACGGUUCGCAAGAGCUUUGGCGUCCUGUCCUGGAAGAGCUUGGCCAGCUUCAGCUGACUCGUGAGAAGGACUGGUCGUCGGAGGCAGCAUCACACGCGAGAGAGGAGACUGCAGAUCUGCUAAACAAAAUGGUUGCUCAUGCAAGCAAGGGGCGGAUGUGCAGUCUGUGCGGCGACAUUGUGAACAAACAGAGCGACAUGAAAAUCGAGAUGAAGAGUCUGUCGAGGACCGUUCUGGGGAAAGAAGAGAGCUUUGAGAAGAACCGAAACUUGAGAUCAUCAGCAGCAGCUUCCCUGUUCUUUCGCUUUUCUUGUCGAGUAGUGUCGAGUAAACAAAGUUUCGAAGGUGGAAGAUAUCCUGUGGCCUACAAAUUCUGCGGAACCAUGUUGUCGUCCAUCAAGCGGAGCCUUGGAGGGGCUCGAAAAGGAGACAAGGUUGCAAUUGGGGGUGUUUCCCCAUCGCAAAAGUCCGUGGUUCUAGAUGAGCAGUCAGAACAGGGUCAAGGUCAGACCGCUGCUCCCUCUGUAGUGAUUCCCUGGGUUUUGCAGGAAGUCGCGGAUUCCAAGGUAGUAUUUCACGUCAACACCCCAAGCAGCGUCAGGAUUGAGCGGGACGUUGAGCUAAAGCUGCAUGCAGCGCGGCUGCUGGAGUGCUGGCAGGAGUACGGGGACUGGUUCCCAAAGGCCUUUGCGAAGGAGCUCCAGGCGUUGCUGAGCAGUUUUGACGAGGCAUGGAAGGAGAAGAGCGCGCGCAUCGCCUGCUUUCUGGCGCCUCUCUUUGCAGGAAAGGACACCGCUAUGCACAUCGCCAGGGACUCUCAUGAGGAGCUGUGGCCUUCCGUACUGGCGGAGAUUGAGCGGAACCAGAUGGUCCGCUCAACGGACUGGGCAUUCCCAGCGAAUGUGUCUCUGCGUGAUAGGACUGUGCACCUUCUUGGGCAUCUGGCUCGGCACAACCAGCAGAUUUGCAAUCUGUGCUACACGAGCGUUGAUGAGCAGCCGACCAAGAAUGCUAAGAAGAUGAUGAAGGUGGCUGAACAAUUGAUGGAAGAGAUUACCGCCUUCAACACGGAGGCAAGAACGGAGUGUGCCAAAAAUGCGCUCAAGCGAGCACCUUGGGAAGUGGAAGGGGGCAAAAAGAAGCCGCUGACAAAGCGUGUGGUCGAGAAGCUUUUCAAGUAG
Klebsormidium nitens is the source of this 1587-nucleotide messenger RNA. Lineage: Eukaryota; Viridiplantae; Streptophyta; Klebsormidiophyceae; Klebsormidiales; Klebsormidiaceae. The record is from the annotation of a GenBank genome assembly.